AUGUUCUUCACCCGUGGAGCGCUUUCGCUCGCAGUGCUUUCACUGCUCAGCUCCUCCGCCGCAGGGGAGACUUUCGAGAAGCUGUCUGCCGUUCCCAAGGGAUGGCACUACUCUAGCACCCCUGAAGACAACACCUCGGUUUGUCUGAAGAUCGCCCUCGCGCAGAAGGAUGCUGCUGGCUUCGAAAAGGCCGUCUUGGAGAUGUCCGAUCCCGACCACCCCAGCUACGGCCAGCACUUCACCACCCACGAUGAGAUGAAGCGCAUGCUUCUCCCCAGGGAUGACACCGUUGAUGCCGUUCGACAGUGGCUUGAGAACGGCGGCGUGACCGACGUUAGACAGGAUGCGGACUGGAUCAACUUCUGUACUACUGUCGAGACCGCGAACAAGCUCUUGAAUGCUCAAUUCAAGUGGUACGUCAGCGAUGUGAAGCACGUCCGUCGUCUCAGAACCCUGCAGUAUGAUAUUCCCGACUCCGUCGCCCCUCACGUCAACACCAUCCAACCGACAACACGUUUCGGAAAGAUUAGCCCCAAGAAGGCCGUUACCCACAGCAAGCCCUCCCAGUUGGACGUGACCGCCCUUGCCGCUGCUGUCGUUGCAAAGAACAUCUCGCACUGUGAUUCCGUCAUUACCCCCACCUGUCUGAAAGAACUUUACAACAUCGGUGAUUACCAGGCGGAUCCCAACUCGGGCAGCAAGAUCGCCUUCGCCAGCUAUCUGGAGGAGUACGCGCGCUACGCUGACCUGGAGAACUUUGAGAACUACCUUGCUCCCUGGGCUAAGGGCCAGAACUUCUCUGUGACGACCUUCAACGGUGGUCUCAAUGAUCAGAACUCCUCGUCCGAUUCCGGCGAGGCCAACCUGGACCUGCAAUAUAUUCUCGGUGUCAGCGCCCCACUGCCCGUCACUGAGUACAGCACCGGAGGCCGUGGUCCCCUCAUCCCUGAUCUGACCCAGCCGGAUCCCAACGCCAACAGCAACGAGCCGUACCUGGAGUUCUUCCAGAAUGUGUUGAAGCUCGACCAGGAGCACCUUCCCCAGGUCAUCUCGACCUCCUAUGGAGAGAACGAACAGGAAAUCCCCGAGAAGUACGCUCGCACCGUUUGCAACCUGAUCGCCCAGCUCGGCAGCCGUGGUGUCUCCGUUCUCUUCUCCUCCGGUGACUCCGGUGUUGGCGAGGGUUGCUUGACCAACGACGGCACCAACCGGACUCACUUCCCUCCCCAGUUCCCCGCCGCUUGCCCGUGGGUCACUUCCGUCGGCGCCACUUUCAAGACCACCCCUGAGCGCGCCACCUACUUCUCCUCGGGUGGUUUCUCCGACUACUGGGGCCGUCCCGAAUGGCAGGAUGAGGCCGUCAGCAGCUACCUCGAGACGAUCGGCGACGCAUUCAAGGGUCUGUACAACCCCUCCGGCCGUGCCUUCCCCGACGUCGCGGCCCAGGGCAUGAACUUCGCCGUCUACGACAAGGGCACCUUGGGCGAGUUCGACGGCACCUCCGCCUCCGCCCCGGCCUUCAGCGCUGUCAUCGCUCUCCUGAACGAUGCCCGUCUCCGCGCCGGCAAGCCCACUCUCGGCUUCCUGAACCCCUGGCUGUACAAGACCGGCCGCCAGGGCCUGCAAGACAUCACCCUCGGUGCUAGCACUGGCUGCACCGGCCGCUCUCGCUUCGGCGGCGCCCCUGAUGGCGGUCCUGUUGUGCCUUUUGCUAGCUGGAACGCUACGCAGGGCUGGGAUCCCGUCACUGGCCUCGGCACUCCCGACUUUGCCCAGCUCAAGAAGCUUGCCCUAGGCAACUAA
This is a messenger RNA of Aspergillus pseudonomiae, 1803 nucleotides long. Its product is annotated as S53 family peptidase. Gene Ontology annotation, molecular function: serine-type endopeptidase activity; tripeptidyl-peptidase activity. Lineage: Eukaryota; Fungi; Ascomycota; Eurotiomycetes; Eurotiales; Aspergillaceae. Gene Ontology annotation, biological process: proteolysis. The record is from RefSeq and is a predicted model, not a curated record. The coding region runs from base 1 to 1803 and encodes 600 amino acids. The transcript has 3 exons.